This is a messenger RNA of Musca vetustissima, 1347 nucleotides long. RefSeq names its product lipase 3-like. The transcript is spliced from 3 exons. Bases 1 to 1347 code for a protein of 448 amino acids. NCBI's taxonomy places the organism in Eukaryota, Metazoa, Arthropoda, Insecta, Diptera, Muscidae. The record is from RefSeq and is a predicted model, not a curated record. Gene Ontology annotation, molecular function: hydrolase activity, acting on ester bonds.
AUGGAUCCUCUGUUGCGGGAGCUAGCUGCAUUCUUCAAUGUCUGUGCAUAUGCGGAUGACUUGCUCAACAUGAUUGAAGGGGAUAGUCGCCUUGAAUUGGAAAAUCUUGGUGAGCAAGCUAUGCAGGAUUGGAGUGACCGAGUUGGAGUGGAGGUGACAACCGAGAAGACGGAACAUUACAUUCUUGAACGUGAAUAUCCCCUGGAAAGACAUCGCAUAAAAACCGAAGAUGGUUAUAUAUUAACGGUACACCGGAUACCACACUCACCGGAACAUUCACCACACACGCUGCACCAUGAAUUCCUGCAUCACACCACACCAGGCGACAACCGUUAUUUGCCAAGUCGCAAACCUGUUAUUCUAUUACAACAUGGUUUUGGUCUUAGCUCUGAAGGUUGGGUAUUGCCAGACCGUGAAAUUGCCUUAGCCUAUCAAUUGGCCGAUGCCGGUUUUGAUGUUUGGCUGGGAAAUCAACGUGGAAAUUCCUACUCACGACAACACACCCAUUUUGACACGAAAACGGAUAAUUUUUGGAAUUUCUCAUUCCAUGAAAUUGGUUAUUAUGAUUUGGCGGCCGUGUUCGAUUAUAUGUUGGCGAAAACAAAUAAUACUGCUGUACAUUAUGUUGGCUAUUCCCAGGGUACAACAUGUUUGUUGGUAUUGUUGGCAUCGAGACCGGAAUAUCGUGAAAAAGUGAAAUCGGCACAUUUAUUGGCACCGGUAGCAUUUAUGAAAAAUAUGAAGGUGCCAUUUAUCCAAUGGGCAAGUGAGAAGAUUUUGCAUUAUGGUGAAAUGUUGGUGAAUUCGUUAGGCCACAAUGGAGUUAUGAGGUUUCAUCAUUUGCCUUUUUAUCGCACCCUGUGCAGUUGGGCAUGUGGUGAGGGAUCACAUUUGCAAAAUGUUUGUCGCACGGUAUUUGCAUAUUUUGGUGGACCCGGCAUGAGCAAUAUUAAACAGUCAGUGCUCUCGGAUGUUUGUGCCGCCCAACCGGCUGGUGCCUCCAUCAAACAAAUCCUCCACUUUAUACAAGUCUAUGUUAAGGGUAAAUUCCAACAAUACGACUAUGGCCGGCAAUACAAUGAAGUGCAUUACAAACAAUCUACCCCGCCCGCCUAUGAUAUUAGCAGCAUUACGAAUUGUGUCCAUCUGUAUUAUGGUGUAACCGAUCAUUUGGCCGACGGCGAAGAUGUCCAGAGAUUAGCGAAACGUUUGCCCUGUGCCAUCGUUCAGUCCAUAAGCGAUGAUGAUGAUAAAUGGAAUCAUUACGAUUUCUUGUGGUCCAAAGAUGCUAAGGAGUUAAUAAAUGAACGUAUUAUACGGGUGGUGAGGGAAAGUGAAAAUAAAUAG